Molecule: messenger RNA, 2256 nt
Organism: Ricinus communis (castor bean)
Lineage: Eukaryota; Viridiplantae; Streptophyta; Magnoliopsida; Malpighiales; Euphorbiaceae
Product: ultraviolet-B receptor UVR8
Exons: 5
Coding region: 245-2008 (587 amino acids)
Source: RefSeq, a predicted model, not a curated record
AAAUAAAUAAAUAAAUAGAUAAAAGGAAAGUCCAAUUUACGAACUCCUUCGCAAAAAAAUCGCUCCAAAUCCUAAUGUUGCCACUGUACUCACUGUAUUACUGCAAGAUGAUAAACCAUUUAAGCACACCUUGAAGCUUGUGCAAAAUCACCCACAGCAAAAUCAACAUUCUUUCACCAAUCUAUCUAACCAAAACCUCACUACUUUGAUAAGACAUUCUCCCUCACCUCUUUCGCCGGAUAAAAUGGAGGAUAUCGGAGCAGUUACUGGCGGUUCCGGUAAUUUAUCUUGCAAAGUAGUCUCUGUGGCAGCCGGAGAAGCCCAUACUCUUGCGCUUACAGGAGAUGGGUGCGUGUAUUCUUGGGGAAGAGGAACAUUUGGGAGACUUGGGACUGGUUUAGAAAAGGAUGAGCUUUACCCAGUUAAAGUCAAGUUCGAUAUGUGUGAGGAAUUUGAAGAAAGAAAGCUCAAGUUUGUGGGAAUUGCUGCUGGAGCUUAUCACAGUGUUGCUCUUGCAGAUGAUGGAUCAGUUUGGUGCUGGGGUUAUAAUAUCUGUAUCCUUGAUCCUGAAAGUAGUCUUGGUAUUCUGUGCAACCUUAACUUUUGUAUGGAUGGCCAACUUGGUGGGAAUGAAGAAAAUGCUGCAGUGCCUCGCAUGAUGGAGCAGUUCCAUGAGUUGAUAUAUCCUGGUUCUGCAACAAAUGAAUCAGAAACAAAUAGAGAAGUACCACUGAAGGUUUGUUCUGUUAAAGCUGGUGGAAUGAUGUCUCUUGCAAUUGAUAAUCUUGGGGCCCUGUGGAUGUGGGGGAAUUGUCCCCAACAGAACAGCGAGAGUGGUUUCUCCCUAGUGAGCAGUUUCACUCCUAUUCCUGUCUGGGAUUUCUAUGGUCACACUGUUGUUAAGGUGGCAUGUGGAAAUGAACAUGUUGUAGCAUUGGUCAGCGAGGGGGAAACAUAUAAAGGUGAAGAUCUGCUAUGCUACUCAUGGGGAAAUAAUAAUCAUGGCCAGUUGGGUCUGGGAGAUACAGAGAGCAGAGUCUGCCCUGAAAUUGUUGAAACAUUUAACCAGGACUCUCCCUGGGCUGUGUAUGAGGUAUCAUGUGGUGCAUUUCAUACUGCUUUGCUCACCUGCAAAAAGAGACCAAAUGACAAGUUACAAAGUACAUGCUGGACAUUUGGCUUAGGAGAAAAUGGGCAGCUUGGGCUCGGAACCACCCAAAAUGCACUGAAACCUGAACCUGUGAAAGAAUUGCCAGAGUAUGCAUACUUGAUCUCUGUUGAUUGUGGUUUAUUUCAUACAAGUGUUGUUUCAUCCGCUGGAGAUGUGUGGUCAUGGGGAAUGAUGAAUGGGCUUGGACUUUGCCCAGAUGCUAGAUUUACUGGAACAGAUGCAGGGGAUGCUAUUUCUCCCCUACUAAUCACAGGAACUAAAUUCAAUGAUCCAGUCCAAAUUACUUGUGGGGCUGCCCAUACUGUUCUUGUCACAAAUGGCGGAUAUAAACUUUGGUCCUGGGGCAGAGGAAGAAGUGGAGCCCUUGGAAAUGGGAAGGAGAUAGAUGUUUUGGUUCCUGGUGUUAUGCUGUGGCCUCCACUGACGGAGGUUGUCAAGAACCAAGAAUCAAACAACAGUGUUGAGGAGGAUAAUCUUGUAAAGAAGGGAUCUGAAGAAGUUACAGAAAUGGAGAAUAAACUGUCGUUGGCGAUGGAGGAGAUGAAGCUUCUUCAGUCUAAACUUACCAUAAUGGAGCGGUAUGCUGGUAUACUUCAUGGUUCAAUUUUUGGGAAACCUUUUGCAGAAGAUGAUCUUCCAAUCUCAUUGCAGAAUUCAGAUACUUUUGAUAUUGCAAAAGCGUGGGAAGAAAUGUUAGAAUCAGCAGAUCGCAGUAAGCUUAUUAGGUUGGAAAUCUUUUACCGAAACAUGCUUGCAGGUGUCAAAGAUAAGAAGAUGAAGAGAAGGAUCCAGGAAAUCAUACAGGAGUAUCUCCCUUCUGUAACUCCAGGAAAAUAGUGCCGUGAAAGUGAAAAUUGAAAAAAUGAGACACAAGAAAGUUGGUUACCUGCAGCACGACUUAAAAGUUAAUACAUGUUGUACUUCCUCGGAGUCUUGCGUUUAUAUGAUCUGUGAAGAUUGUAAGGGUUUAUUAUAUACACGCGUGAUUCUCCAAAACAUAUACAUACAGAUUAGUACAGCAGAAUAAGCUUCUUAAUGAAAAGAUAUAGCUGAUUUAACUGCAAUCCAGUCAGCUUUUUUCCGAA